CCCCGCCCGCUCAUCCUAUAAGAAGGCUGCCAGCGGCGGCCCCUUCUCCUCGCCUCGCUGCUCGCCUCGCCGCCCGGUACCGCGCUCCUGCCUCCGUCCCUACCUGCCGCAGCCCCGCACCCCGGCCCGUCUCCGGCUCUGUCUCUUUCUGCUUGUGCCCUCUCGUCCCAGCGCUGCACUGCGCUUCCCUCGCCGGUCGCCCCCGCAGCCUAUGGCCCUGGAAGGCGCCGCUGCCGCCGCCUGUAUUUCUGCUGUAGGUUCCCACAUCCCUCUUUAAAAAUUCCGCCUAAAAAGAGAAGACGAUUUACCAAAUCUUUCGGGCCGUUAUCUCACGGCAAAAUCUCUGAUCAAGUUUACAACUAUCCAGAGGGCUUAGGAGAAGUGCUUUAUAGAGAACAGUUCGAUUUCAACGCUGAGCCACCUUGGGAACCUAGCUGAUGAUAGUAGGGUUCCAUCUCCUAACUUGUCCAUUUUGUUGCAUAAUUUAAGGCCCCAGCUCUGAGGCUUGGAAGCCCAUCCCCUGUGUUUCUUGGUUUAUGACUGUCGGCUUUGUGGAAUACGGCUGAGAUGAAAGGAUUCCUCGAGGAUGCAAAUUACUCCAUUGGUCUGUUGGAUGAAGGAGCAACUCUUGCAGAUGUUAUUGACAACUGUAUUUAUGAACAUACUCAUACUGAAAAAAGAGCAUUUUAUGUUGGUGAUCUUGGAAAGCUGGUGAAGAAGAACAUACAAUGGCAGAAUGUGAUGGCACCAAUAAAACCAUUUUACCCUGUAAGAUGCAACUCUACUCCAGGUGUACUUGAAAUUUUGGGAACCCUUGGGGUCGGAUUUGCAUGUUCCAGCAAAUCUGAAAUGGCAUUGGUGCAAGACCUGGGCAUUUCUCCUGAAAACAUCAUCUAUACAAAUCCUUGUAAGCAAGCUUCUCAGAUCAAGUAUGCAGCAAAAGCUGGGAUAAACAUCAUGACUUGUGACAAUGAUGUUGAGCUGAAGAAAAUUGCACGGAACCAUCCAAAUGCUAAGCUCUUACUGCACAUUGCCACAGAAGGCAUUACUGCUGAUGAGGAGGUGAAUAUGAAGUUUGGCACCACUCUGAAGAAUUGUAGGCACCUCAUGGAAUGUGCUAAGGAGCUGGGAGUCCAAAUAGUUGGUGUCAAAUUUCAUGUUUCGGGCUCUUGCAAGGAACUGCAAAGCUACAUUCAUGCUAUAGCUGAUGCUCGGUGUGUGUUUGACAUGGCUGAAGAAUUUGGCUUUAAGAUGAACAUGUUGGAUAUUGGUGGGGGCUUCACAGGUUCAGAGCUUCAGCUGGAAGAGGUUAAUCAUUCCAUCAGGCCAUUGCUGGAGGUCUACUUCCCUAAGGAAUCUGGUGUCCAUGUGAUUGCAGAGCCUGGGUGUUACUACGUCUCCUCUGCAUUCACACUGGCAGUUAACAUCAUUGCAAAGAAGAGCGCUGAGUAUGAGAAACUUCUUCCUUCUGGAGUGGAGCAAACCAGGAAUGAUGAUGAACCAGUAUUUACAUACUACAUAAAUGAUGGUGUCUAUGGUUCCUUUGCAAGUAAAUUGUCUGAGAAACUGAAUGCUAUCCCAGAGGUUCACAAGAAAUACAAGGAAGAUGAGCCUCUGUUUGCAAGCAGCCUUUGGGGUCCAUCCUGUGAUGAGCUUGAUCAAGUUGUGGAAAGCUGUCUUCUCCCUGAGCUGAGCGUUGGAGAUUGGCUGAUCUUUGACAACAUGGGCUCUGGCACCUUGGGUGAACAGUCUGCCUUCAACGACUAUCAGAGGCCACUGAUUUACUACAUGAUGUCUUUCAGUGACUGGGAUGAGAUGCAAGACGCUGCAAUCGCUUCAGACACAUUGAUGAAGAACUUCUUCUUUGUGCCUUCUUGCGUUCAGCUGGGCCCAGAAGACCGCUUUUCCACUGCAGCUUAAGCUUCAUUUAGACCUGCAGUUGCAAGGCUGUAGUUUGUCUGGUCAACAUUCCAGUGCAGAAGAAAAUGGAACAAUCUUGGAUUCAACUCAUUCUCUUCAAAACUUGAAAGAAAAAAAUAGUACUAGCUAAUGGGGACCAGGCAAAACAAGCUACAGCUCCAGUUCACCAGGGGCUGGGGGAGGGUGGGGGGUGGGAGGGUUAGAGAACGGUGUCCAAAUUCAAAAUCAAGUUCAUUCAACCCCCUGAGCGUUUAAAUAUGCAACAAAAUGGAUGACUUAGUGGAGAUGGAAACCCAUCCCUUGGGUUCUUCAACAGUUUACAUACAAGUACACAGUUUUUAUACUAAGGAUUCCUGUUAGAAAAAGUCCUGUAAAGUUAUUGUCUUUCGCCCAGCUCUAUCAGAUGUCAGUGGGAGAGCAGUGUGACUUCAUUAGAUGUUUAGUGUAUUUAGAAUGUGUAAAUUUGUGCUUUGAACUGUAGUUUAAUAAAUGUAAAAUUGCAUCAUAGUAUUUGUUGUACUUGACCCAUGAUGGAUUCCCCCUUGUAUGAUUGCAAUAAAACCUUGUGUAGAUUUUACUGUUUUUCAGGCUAACUUCGGGCUGGGCUAGGCAGAAGGAGGCAGCAGCCAAAUAGCUGUGUUUGGAGAAGCCUUCUUUUCUCUAGCCCAUUACUUCAGCUUUGUACUACACCAGAAGGACAGGAAAACCAAACCCAAGGCUGAUAAAACCUGUAUGAAAGUCGUUUGAAGGCUAAAAGGUAAUUUGUGGUGUGCUUUUUAGACCACCUCGACUGAGUUCUUGCACUGAACAGCAAACCUGCACUAGGUGUGGGUGUGCAGAGAGGAGGUGGUUGUCUAGCUAGCCUGCAUGGAGUGUCCCCCGGGCUGCAUGGCUCCCUCUUGCUCUGCAGCUUGUCACAGCAUCUCUGGCUUUUGGUUCUCCUUUUUGAAAUGGCACUUGAAGGUUUUGUCCUUUGACUUCAGCUAGUGGCAUGGUGCAGUCCCCUGAGAGAAGGGCUCCAGAGCCUCAGUGCUCCCUUCUGCUGGGCUUGCUUUCCAUCUAUCCAUAGAGAGGAGGGUAAAGCACACUACCACCUGCACCGUGUAACUGCAACUGCUGAAUCUCCUCAGAGCAUUUCUCCAUUGUCCUAUUAGAGCAUUUUUGUGUCUUCAAGGUACUGCUAAUACUUACUUAACUUCCUCUGCUUCAGCUUGGAGAAAGGAGUGCCAGUGCUUGCAAAUGAUGCUUUCAGUUCUGGAUCCUUUAGUCCAAGGGGACUCGAGUUGGAAGCAGAAUUUCUGCCUUUUGUUUGCAAAGUGUGUUUGACCUGAGUGCCAGCUGGUAGGAAACCUUAACUUCUGUCUCUGUAGAACAAAGAUUGCAUGAAACUCAAAACUUUUGCUUGGAAGUAAGGAAAACUCAGUUUGGACUCAUCAGAGCAAUUGUACAGGGCAGCUAAAAGGUACAGAAUGGUUUUAUCUUUUGAAGAUGCAGGCCAAGAAAUAUUUAUUACUGCAAUUAAGGAAAGGGAGUACAUAAUAUUAGUGGGAAAGGUGGCUUGUGGGGUUUAAGCUGAGCUUACUGGCUGCCCCCUUGCUUCAAGAAUUUGAUGCCACCUCAGUCUGGCAUUGAGGUCUUUGCUGCAUAUGGGGUUUUUUGACUACAAAUUACUGUUGCUUAAGAUAAUUUUAAAGGCUUCUCUUCUGCAGACUUAAGGAGAGUUGGUUUGUGCUUGUUUAAAGGAUCAGCUGGAAAGACAAAAGUCAUCUACAAACGGUAGAGUGGUCAGAGCAGAAAUCUUUGCGCUUGGAGACAGUUGGCAAUUAAAGAACCUGGUGCUGGGGCACAGCAUGCAUUUCAAUCUGCUGAGUAUUACUACUGCUAUUGUAACUGCUACUCACUUUUACUCCAUGCAAAAGAUUUCUGUAUGGUGCUUGGCACUAAGGUAGCUCUGCCACACUCGGUACAUUGCAGCCCCUCUCGUUGCCUGAGCUCUUGUAGCCCAACUGCUCCAGCUAGCUGCGGUAGCUGGAAUGCCUUUGGUACUGCUCCAUGUGAACGGUGUUUUGGUGUACAACGCACUUACUGCAUGCCAGACAGACCCCACCUUGCUUUGGCCUCGAGUGCUUCCCUGGUCCAGCCUUCCACUCUGCAUGCCAUUUCCCAAGGAAGAUCCAGGGCCACAACCUGAGACAACGCUGAGUUACUGGUGGGGAGAAAAUGACUCUGCUGUUUCCUUGUGCGUCCAAGCAGCUGUGCAACUGGCUCAGAAUAAAAGCGGGUGCCCUGGAUCCACCA
Pogoniulus pusillus (Red-fronted tinkerbird) is the source of this 4218-nucleotide messenger RNA. It is a transcript of the gene AZIN1, whose product is annotated as antizyme inhibitor 1. Gene Ontology annotation, molecular function: ornithine decarboxylase activator activity; ornithine decarboxylase activity. Gene Ontology annotation, cellular component: cytoplasm. The coding region runs from base 568 to 1920 and encodes 450 amino acids. The transcript has 12 exons. The record is from RefSeq and is a predicted model, not a curated record. Gene Ontology annotation, biological process: negative regulation of protein catabolic process; positive regulation of polyamine transmembrane transport. Lineage: Eukaryota; Metazoa; Chordata; Aves; Piciformes; Lybiidae.